Messenger RNA from Sturnus vulgaris (Common starling), 829 nucleotides. RefSeq names its product nucleoredoxin like 2 (gene NXNL2). Lineage: Eukaryota; Metazoa; Chordata; Aves; Passeriformes; Sturnidae. Gene Ontology annotation, biological process: photoreceptor cell maintenance; visual perception; sensory perception of smell. The record is from RefSeq and is a predicted model, not a curated record.
AUGGUGGAUGUGUUCAGCGGGCGGCUCCUGGUCAGCAAGGAUGGCCGCAGCGUGGACCCCGAGGAGGCCCUGCAGAACAAGGUCGUGGGUUUGUACUUGUCCGCCGGCUGGUGCUCACCGUGCCGCGACUUCACCCCCGUCCUCUGCGACUUCUACACGGAGCUGCUGGAGGAGACCGAGCCCCCCGCCCCCUUCGAGGUCGUCUUCAUCUCCUCCGACCACAGCGCCGAGGAGAUGGUGGGCUACAUGCGCGCCAUGCACGGGGACUGGCUGGCGCUGCCCUUCCACGACCCCUACAAGCAUGAUCUGAAGAAGAAGUACAACAUCACAGCAAUUCCUAAGCUGGUGAUUGUGAAACAAACUGGAGAAGUCAUUACUGAAAAGGGAAGAAAACAGAUCAGAGACAAAGGGCUAUCCUGUUUCCGGAACUGGCUUGAGGGUGCAGAUAUCUUUCAGAAUUUUUCUAGUUAAAAUGUUGACAAAUAUAAGCAAGAAAGGUAUUGUGGAAAACUUGGUAGAGCUCUGGAAAGCCUCUUGCUUUGUUCAGAAUGAGAAGGAUAAGGCUUAUUUAUUUAUCUUUACUUGUAAACAAAUUUUGGGUUUGACUUGAAGAUCAGUUAUUCUAGUGUCAUAAAAUGCAAUUAUUGUUAUAUUUGUAUUGUUCUAUCUAUGAACCACGGCAUUCCAAAUAAUACUGAAGAACUUCAGAAGAAUAGGCUGUCUAGACAGUAAUAAUAGAAACCCGUGAAAUCUAUGCAAACACUUACUUUGCAAAGUCAACAUAGUAAAAAUAAAUGCAAAAAACUUAUUUAUUGAUGACAUUUUUUCU